Racocetra fulgida is the source of this 477-nucleotide messenger RNA. The record is from the annotation of a GenBank genome assembly. Lineage: Eukaryota; Fungi; Glomeromycota; Glomeromycetes; Diversisporales; Gigasporaceae.
GAGGAAUUUGAAAAUGUCGAAUUACAGGCACUACGUGGAAGAAACUUAAAAAAUGGGGGCAAAAGAUUACCUAAAACAAACUUACGACUUACACAAAGGAAUACACACUGUAAUAACAAUAUGACUCCUACUAUAGAACCUAGAAUGCGUAAAGCCACUAUGAGAUAUAUUAAUAUGAAAAUAUGGGAUGUAGGUGGACAACCACGUUUUCGUAGUAUGUGGGAACAGUAUUGCCAGGGCGUAAAUGCAAUAGUAUUCGUAAUUGAUUCCGCCGAUCAUGAGAAAUUGGGAGCUGCACGAACUGAAUUACGUAACCUUCUGGAAAAGCCACCACUCGCAAGCAUUCCAGUCUUAGUCUUGGGUAAUAAAAACGAUUUACCAGAAGCUUUACCCGUCGAGAAUAUUAUUGAUGAAAUGUAUGUGCUAAAAUUUCCCAAAUAUUGUCAUAUACCAGACGCUUCUGCUAGUUAUAUUUAA